UGUGGGCGGAACUUUAUGAACGUUUUCUCAUGUAUAAUCACCAUCAUCCCAUGGACUGAGUUGUUUGUCGAUCAAGAUGGAGUUCCUUUUGGGAAAUCCUUACAGUACACCUGUGGGGCAUUGCAUUGAGAGAGCCACUGAUGGCUCUCUGCAAAAUGAAGACUGGACCCUUAACAUGGAAAUAUGUGACAUCAUCAAUGAAACAGAGGAUGGGCCAAAGGAUGCCAUUAGAGCAGUGAAGAAGAGGCUGAAUGGCAACAGGAACUAUAGGGAGGUGAUGUUGACUUUAACGGUCUUGGAGACGGGUGUGAAGAACUGCGGCCAUCGUUUUCACGCUUUGGUCACUAGCAGGGACUUUGUCGAUGGUGUGCUAGUUAAAAUCAUCUCCCCUAAAAACAACCCGCCCACAAUCGUUCAAGAUAAAGUACUCGCCCUGAUUCAGGCAUGGUCUGAUGCGUUUAGGAGCAGUCCAGACCUUACAGGUGUGGUCCAAGCCUACGAGGAGCUAAAGAGGAAAGGCAUUGAGUUCCCCACGUCAGACCUGGAGACCUUGUCACCUAUAAACACACCUCAGCGGUUGGCAUCUGCUCCAGAGGGCGACUCCGCCCUACAUAAGUUGAGCACCAUACCUCAGCCUGCACCACAUGUUGUCCCACCAGCCUACAUCGCCCCUCAGGUCCCCAACGCCCUCGCGUCUGGAUCCAUCAAUCCUACACCUGAACAGAUUAGCCGGCUGCGCAGUGAGUUGGACGUAGUUCGUGGAAACACUAAGGUGAUGUCAGAGAUGUUGACUGAGAUGGUCCCGGGACAGGAGGAUGCUUCAGACUUUGAGUUACUACAGGAACUGAAUAGGACUUGUAGAGCCAUGCAGCAGAGGAUAAUGGAGCUCAUCUCCUGUGUUUCCAACGAGGCAGUGACUGAGGAGCUGCUGCAUGUCAAUGAUGACCUCAAUAACAUUUUCCUACGCUACGAAAGGUAUGAGAGGUUUAGGUCCGGGAGAUCCUCAGCUCAGAGUGUCAACAAUGGGUCUUUUUUUCACCAGGUCCUGAGUGAGGCUACAGAGGACAACCUCAUAGACCUGGGCCCAGGCUCCCCAGCCGUGGUCAGCAACAUGCCAAACGCACCCCCGACCAGCUUUCCUCCAACCAUCACGGCCCCAGCAGGAAGACCCUCCUCCCCGGCUACCUUGGCCUCCCGCCUGGCUGGCCUUGACAUGGGCGCUGACAGUGUGAGCAGCACCUUGAGCUCUCUGUCCAGCUGUAAGCCUCCAUCUGGUCAGGAUGACUUCGAUGUGUUUGCUCAGACCAGGACUGGAGCUCUGCCUGAACCAAGCAAGAUCACUAGAGCAGCAGACAGCAACGCCUCUGACAACCUUCCUCCCACUCUGGAUGUCCAACAGCCGACUGCAGGAGCGGGUGUCGGAGGCCAGUCCUCUGUCAUGGAUGACAUAGAGGAGUGGCUGUGUACUGAUGUGAUAGGAGAUGAAGGUGAAGAAGGCGUGACAAGUGAAGAGUUCGAUAAGUUCCUCGAGGAGAGAGCCAAAGCUGCAGAGAUGGUCCCCAGCCUACCGUCGCCCCCCAGUGGCGAGCCGGGCGCAACGCAGGGAACCCCCAGCCGCAAGAAGCCAGCCAGGCCGGAGGACGCUUUGUUCGCCGUGUAGACCUUCCACCUUUUGACCCCCGAUCCCUAGCCUAAGACCAGACCAGCCGAGCAGCAUCACCCAAGAAAAGACUGACCUGACACUAAAACACAUCCACCUCCGCUCUGAUUCAACACUAUUCAGUUACACUACAGAGAUAUGUACAUGCUCUCCUUAUAAGAAGGGAAUUAUUCAUGCUCUCCGUUAAUUUCUCACAAGAAAGGGAACACCAAACGAAUGGUUUUAUUUCUUGAUAAGCCACCAGAUGAUGGAUCUCACCCACAUGACCGGUGUCAGAGACUAUGAGGCAGCCUGCUCUCCCCUUCUGUGUGGGUAAAGAAUCUCCCUCCGCCUGUUGUGGACUGCAGAGCGUCAUGUUGCAGCUAAAAAAGCGAGUUUUAUAAAAGAGAGUUCUGCUGUGCUUGUCAACAAGGACAAAGCAAUUUCUUACCCAACGCCUUCAAAGCAUGCAUUAACACCACCAGACCUGAUCAUUGAAGUCUUAAAGUGCUCAUAUUAUGCUUUUUGGCUUUUCCCCCUUUCCUUUAUUGUGUUAUAUAUCUUUUUUGUGCACGUUAUAGGUCUACAAAGUGAAAAAGCCCAAAGUCCACCCCAAAGG
Messenger RNA from Perca fluviatilis (European perch), 2258 nucleotides. It is a transcript of the gene tom1l2b, whose product is annotated as target of myb1 like 2 membrane trafficking protein. Gene Ontology annotation, molecular function: phosphatidylinositol binding; ubiquitin binding; clathrin binding. The coding region runs from base 77 to 1660 and encodes 527 amino acids. The record is from RefSeq and is a predicted model, not a curated record. Gene Ontology annotation, biological process: signal transduction. The transcript is spliced from 15 exons. Lineage: Eukaryota; Metazoa; Chordata; Actinopteri; Perciformes; Percidae. Gene Ontology annotation, cellular component: endosome; membrane.